CGACCAAUCAGCGGUGGCUACUGGCUAGCGUACAUCUGAGUCCCAUACAUUACAGCGGUUAUUUCAACGACAUUAUUUGUAGCGUUACAAAGGAUAGUGUACCUCCAAAGGCAAUAUACGGUCAACACAGACCUAACGUAUACAUUGUACCUGUCGAGCAGGACCAUAAAGGUACAUUGCUAACUAUUUACAACUAGCGUUACCAGCCACUAACGUUAUCCGACGGUGUUCAACGUACGCAACUUUGGCUUCCUGGUUUUAAUUUAAACCCCAGUUAACAUUAGGUGAAUCAGAAUGGCCCAGGGGAUACCAGAUAAGAUAAUGAGUAAUACUACACUGAUAAAAGACUUGGCGGAUGUGGCAAAAGAUGCAGCACUUCUGCAGGGGGUUCUAAUGAGGAUCCACGAGACCCCCAACUCAUCAGAGUUGGUGACGUACGCUCCAUUCACACUCUUCCCCACACCUGUGCCUAAGGCUGUGUUCUUCCAGGCCCUGGCAGUGCAAACACACUACAAUACACUGGUAGACAAGAUCAGCCAGGAUCCAGACUUUCUGGAAGAGGCUCUGGCUAGCACCAUUGCGGUGGAUGAUUUCACUGCAAGGCUUUUCAGGAUCCACCAACAAAUCCUAAAAGAAGGAAGGUCUCAGUCUAUUGUGUUGGGUCUCAAUCGGUCCGACUACAUGCUGGACCAGGGAGAUGAUGGCUCGUCGUCUUUGAAGCAGAUAGAAAUCAACACCUUUGCUGCCAGUUUCGGAGGUCUGUCUUCACGCACGCCAGAUGUACACCGACACGUCCUUAAGGUGGCUGGGCAACUGGAGGAGAGCCGGCGGAUCCUCGACAACAACCCUGCAGCUGGUCUGGCCAAGGCUGUUGCCAAAGCCUGGGAGCUCUAUGGAUCAGAGAGAGCAGUCGUCAUGUUCCUGGUGGAAGAGGGCCAAAGGAACAUCUUUGAUCAACGAUACAUUGAGAACGAACUGUGGAAGAGAAACAUAAGCACAAUGAGAAAGCGGUUCGACGAUGUUACUAAAACAGGGUCCCUCGAUCAGGACAAGAGGCUAUUUGUUGAUGACCAAGAGGUAGCAGUGGUGUACUUCAGGAAUGGCUACAUGCCUGAGAACUACAUUUCUGAAAAGACUUGGGAUGCUCGUCUUCUGAUGGAGCGCUCUCUGGCUGUGAAAUGUCCAGACAUCAGCACUCACCUGGCUGGAACCAAGAAGGUCCAGCAGGUGCUCGCCAGCCCUGGAGUUCUGGAGAAGUUCUUCCCCGACCAGCCCCAAAUAGUGGAGCAGAUCAGAGCAACGUUCGCUGGCCUCUACACUCUAGACAUGGGACCAGAGGGUGAAAAAACGGUAGCAAUGGCGUUGGCAGCACCGGACCGGUUUGUUCUGAAGCCUCAGCGUGAGGGAGGAGGUAACAACAUCUAUGGAUCAGAGAUCUGCCAGGUCCUGCAGGGAGUGAAGGAGAGUACAGAGAGGAUGGCCUAUAUUCUGAUGGAUAAAAUCCAUCCCAACCCCGUACAGAACUACCUGCUGAGACGAGACGGUCCUCUCAAAAUCAGCAACUGUCUCAGUGAACUGGGCGUGUUUGGAACAUAUGUCAGGCAAGGUAAAGACAUGGUGAUGAAUGAGUGUGUGGGUCACCUGCUGAGGACCAAGAGUUCCGAACACUCAGACGGAGGCGUAGCAGCGGGCGUGGCUGUGCUGGACAAUCCUCUCCUCGUCUGAGAAUUUUACACUCCUACCUGCUGGGCUUUCAACAAAGAAAAACACCCAAAUGGACAAUGACUACUUUGGCCGCUACAGCGUGAAAAUGAUGCUGAGCAAAUGCGUGUUCCACAUGCAUCUUACUUGAGACAGGCUGGACAGAAAUACUAGCAGGGUAGGCUCAGUUGUUGCUCACACUGAAGCCUUCCUUUGGGAUUCCUCCAGCUGUUACAAAUGUCUUUGUUUUAUCUCUAGUGGCGUUUGGUGUUAUUUGCCUUUAUUACCAAUGCCAGUGGUUCCAAAAGGAUUCAUGAAGACCAUGUUUCUUAUCAGUUUUUUGAUAUGAUGAUUCUGUUUUAAAUGGAGUGCUGCUCUCAAAUACACACUCUAGGCAUAGCUUAAGCAAGUUCAAAACACUUAAACCAAGUAAAUAAACACAUUAUUUUAAUUUUAAUAACAGUAACAUUGCAUAAGGGGAGACAUUGGAGGUGAAUAGUGUAAAACCUUUAAGUCAUAGAUAUCACCAUGAAACCUCCCCAGUUGAUUACUUA
Molecule: messenger RNA, 2255 nt
Organism: Sander lucioperca (pikeperch)
Lineage: Eukaryota; Metazoa; Chordata; Actinopteri; Perciformes; Percidae
Gene: gss
Product: glutathione synthetase
Exons: 13
Coding region: 295-1725 (476 amino acids)
Biological process (GO): glutathione biosynthetic process
Cellular component (GO): cytosol
Molecular function (GO): ATP binding; glutathione binding; glutathione synthase activity
Source: RefSeq, a predicted model, not a curated record